AUGGAAGCUAUUAGAGUGAAUAUUGAUCCUUGUGUGCAGCGUGAACCCGCGCCAAGUGAGUUUGUGUGUCCUGCCCAAGAAUGCCUUCGUACGAUUCCUGCUGAUCAAAAGCAAAACCAGAAGCUGAUCCGCGAACUGGCCGCUCUUCAUACAACCACAGAGCCUAAACUGAUCAUCGUUCCGCGUUUUUUCUUUUUUGUCAACAAUAUUUCUGGAGCACGGAUCAAGUAUCAACAUGGAUCUCGUGACAAGGGAACGUUUGUGAGCACGAAGCAAGAUGCAACGCAGUCCUCUCCCGUCAAUUGCCAAUUUGAAGAACCGAAAGUUCAUCGUUUUUCUUGUCCGUUCGAAGGGUGCACCUACUCAACGACACGAAACAGUGACCUCAAGGUGCAUAUCCGAACGCAUACGGGAGAAAAGCCGUAUAAGUGUACAUAUCCUGGUUGCAAUUACGCGUCAAUCACGAAGUCGAUUUUGAAGACUCACUUGCGAAUCCACACUGGCGAGAAGCCUCUUCGCUGCCCUUUUCCUGGCUGCUCUUACCGAUCUGCUAGCCAUAGUAAUCUAAAGGUGCAUAUCCGGACCCACACGGGAGAUAAGCCGUUUCGUUGUUCUUUCCCGAAUUGUUCGUUUGCUUCAAGUACGUCGAAUGAAUUAAAUCGACAUAUGAGAAUCCAUGUUGAAGAGAAAGCCUUUCAUUGUGAUGUGGCUGGCUGUGGAUUUGCUUGCAUUAGUCAAAGUGAGUUGCAGAGACAUAAGAAGAAGCACAACAUUUGA
Blastocystis hominis is the source of this 777-nucleotide messenger RNA. RefSeq lists its product as hypothetical. The record is from RefSeq and is a predicted model, not a curated record. Lineage: Eukaryota; Bigyra; Opalinata; Blastocystidae. Gene Ontology annotation, cellular component: nucleus. Gene Ontology annotation, molecular function: DNA-binding transcription factor activity, RNA polymerase II-specific; RNA polymerase II cis-regulatory region sequence-specific DNA binding. Gene Ontology annotation, biological process: regulation of transcription by RNA polymerase II. Bases 1 to 777 code for a protein of 258 amino acids. The transcript has a single exon.